AUGAACGAACUCGUGGUGUCGCUGCUGUUUACGGUGACGGUGGCAGCGGCGGAGACCGCUCACGCGGUAUCGACGACAACGACGGCGACGCUGAACAACCUCGCGGCGGGACGUGUCGAGCUGGCCAUACAGGACCUGUACGCCGACCUCAAGACGAUGGACAUCGCCACGCGCGCCGCCAAAGGCAAAGCCGCAACCCCCGCUAUCCGUUUAGACGACGCGCUUUCGACCAAAGCCAGGUACGUGGCUGAAAGUCUGCAAUCGUUGGCCAGCGGCGGUACGGGCGCCGCGGACGGCAAACCGGCAACUAAGGCGGCCGCCGUGGCCGACGACGCGAUCGAGGGGAAAACUCGGCGCAAGCAAGUCAACGACGCCGACGCCCAGACCGGGUCGCUCGUCGACCGGCUGAUGAACAAGUGCGUGGAAAUAGCGCUGGCCAACAAGGUGGACGCCGACGGCGGCGGUUCCCGGGCGGCCAAGGCCUCCGGUAACGCCAAGACGGCCGGCGGUAACGUCAAGGCGGUCGACAACGGCAAGGCGGCCGAAAAAACCGGCGGCUGCGGCGCGAUACCCGCGAAAGUGGACGUGGAGGCGAUUGAACGGAUUUUUCUCGACGCGUUUCACGAGUUGGAGAAACUGAAGAAGCUCGAGUCGUCCGGUCGGUCGUCGUCCACCGUUGCCGCCAUUCCGAAACGACGUCAACUGAGCUCUGCAGUGCCGAUCUCUCAUUCGCCGUGCCACGCAGCCGGCAGAAUUUUCAACAAGUUCGGAAUGUUCAACAGACAACGCAGUUCACCCGUCGUCUCCGCCAUCGCCAACGAAAAAGAAGCAGAUUACAUAUAAUAAUACCGUUUCGUAUGAUUCU
Molecule: messenger RNA, 865 nt
Organism: Cinara cedri
Lineage: Eukaryota; Metazoa; Arthropoda; Insecta; Hemiptera; Aphididae
Source: the annotation of a GenBank genome assembly